Diversispora eburnea is the source of this 246-nucleotide messenger RNA. Lineage: Eukaryota; Fungi; Glomeromycota; Glomeromycetes; Diversisporales; Diversisporaceae. The record is from the annotation of a GenBank genome assembly.
AUGAAUUCAAAAUUUGUCGUCUUUUUGUGUACUUUAUUCACUGUUGCCCUCUUCGCUGAAGCAUUAAUAUUAGAUAAACGUGACGCUGAAGCAGAUGCGAAUCCAAACCCCUACUAUUUCUAUUAUUACAAACGCGAUGCUGAAGCAGAGGCGAACCCAAACGCCUACUACUACUACGAACGUGAUACUGAAGCAGAUGCGGAAUUUAUCCAUGAAAUUCCGCAAUCACCACUUGAUGACAGUUAG